AUGAAGUCACGGAUAGCGGGAAUCGUUUGCCUGUUUCUCCUGGAGAUUGGUUUCCUGACUAAUGCGCAAGGUACAGUACACCGCUUCGUCAGACAAAAGCAGCAAAACAAGACAAAAACAACAAGAAAAUAAUAUUCAAAAAGAAAAAAGCCACAAAAACUACGAUCAAAACAAUAAGAAAAAAACAAGCAAAACAAUCACAUCAACAACCAUGAAACAAAUAAACAAGCAGACUCCAAGCGUUUAGUUUGGGUUGCCUAUUGUCCAAUGUUUAGUCAUCGACAGUAGUUCUUUGAUUCACAAUGACUUUGGUUUUCUUGGAUCACUGAUCUUCGUCCAUCAUUUAGAAGAGUCGCGCACUCACUUAUAUGGUCUAUAAGUUAAAUGGAGAUUAUUCCAUGAAAAGGGCGCGCGAGCGAUUUUUAUCCAUGAGUUCCGAUGCAUCGGAAAAAAAAGGAACGAGUUGAUGGUACCCCUCAGUGUUAAUCUCAGUGUGUUCUCCAAGCCUCGUUUGCAUUAAAUGUUCUUGAAUCUUGGUCACUUCCUUGUUAUUUUUUGUGAGGUUUCUUGUUUGUGUUUUGGAUUUCAGUGUUUUUGGGAAUACUCUCAUUAAAAUUCACUAGUCUUCAUCAUGUAAGCGAGGCCUAAAGUUGAAAAUUUGGUAUUCUGACGUAAGCAUGCAUGAGACCUUUCGCCACGAAUCUGUGAGGAUCAUUUUAUCAAAAACACUAAAUUAAUUUGAUUUAUUAUUUUGAAGGGGUUCCUGGUUUGACGGCCCACUUCAUAAAUGAAACCGCCGUUAAUGUGAGUUGGAAUGCUCCCUCUAGCAAUGAAAAGAUCGCCAGCUAUGAAGUCAUUAUUUUAGAGGGAAAUGCUGAGCUGAACAAUAUAACUGUGGACAAUAGCACACGUUCUGUUAUUAUUCCUUCUCUGGAUUAUUGUAAAUCAUACACGGUGCAAGUGAUCGGAAUCUUGAAGAACGGGUCAGUGAUAACAACUCCAGCACCCGGGAACGUUACCACUUAUCAAUAUAACACUCGUUGCGGUAAGAAUAAUUUUCCUUUUUAUUCAUUUCUGGGGGAGGGAAAUGAGAUCACAUGGUUUUAUUUCAGGGCGAGCGGAUAGGAAAUCAGUCGUCGCUAAUAGAGUAUAAAGCGGGGGAUUAUAGAGAAUUGACUGCUAAUAAAGGAGGGAGGGGGUCGUUAGUAUACUUCAGAGCCUUAGGGGGAUCAGGUUAAUUUUAUUGUGAUACAACCAAACCCUUCCGCUCCCCUUUCCCCGGCGGCAAAUAAUGACCAUAAUGACCAGUCCCCCACUAAUUUUUGGUCUAAGUCAGUAAACUAGCGUACCAGAGUGUCUCAAUGGAAACACGCAUUGUGUUACGUAUUUCAAAGGAAGAUCUUAUCCCGAGUGGAGUCCCGACUUGGUGUGUUAACUAUUUGUUUUGAUGAAACAACGCAAUUGAAACUAAGGUCAUCUAUUCAAUCGACGAGAAACUCUUCUCACGCAGAGUCUAAGUCUCUUCUGAGUCGGCAAAGGGGCCAUCAACCUUCAUUACUAACUUAUGUUCUCGACCCACGUACUCACAGUUCCAAGGUACAGUGGGUAAGGUCAUUGAUCCAUAACGUUUGUGUAAUAUCCAUUGAUUGGUAAUAUUCGCUUAUUUUCUCUUCGUAGCCGCACCCUCUAUAGCGCCCAAGACGCAGAAGGUGUACGUGCGCCGUGGCGAUCCAGUAACUUUGAAAUGCAACUACUCAGGGAUUCCAACACCGUCUCUAUAUUGGAGAGUGGAUGGCCCUAGUGCGAAUAAAGAUGUCAGGCAGGGAAAUCCAGUGAAUUUAAUCAACGAUAAUGAUCCCAUGGCGUCAGAAGUUCAGACGCUGACUGUAAAAAACGGAAACUUGCAAAUCUCAAACGUUGACGAUCUGGACAAAGAGAGAGUUUAUAAGUGCGUGGUUGAGAAUCGUCUGGGAAAAGCCUCAAGCAAUGUUACGUUAACUUUGGUCGGAGGUAUGGGGUUUACUUCUAGCACAGUUUUUAUAUAUAUAUAUAGGAAGUCUGCAAGUCGAUUUUCGCGUGGAACAGUGCUCAAUACGUUGAAGCAGAGCAGAAUAAAUAUUAUGAGAGGAAAAAAGGACGUAACUACAUUUCCCGACAAGCCUGUUUCGUGAAUCGCUUCACUCUUCAGGGGUUUAAGAUUAAACCCCUGAAGAGUGAAGCGAUUCACGAAACAGGCUUGUCGGGAAAUGUAGUUACGUCCUUUUUUCCUCUCAUAAUAUUUAUAUAUAUAUAUAUAUAUAUAUCUUAAAGGACUAACACCUUAAGUAAUAAAUUAUCAACUUGGCUGUGGAAUUUUAGCGGUCGACGUGAUAAUGACCCAUAAUCGUUUUCAGACAAUAAUUAUUUGGAUUGACUGUCUUCAUUUUGACAACAACAACAACAACAAACCAACAAUUAUGAAGACAAGUUCUGGAUGUGGAAGGUACUUUGAAGUCCCUACAUCUUCCUGAACUGAAAAUACUCAUCAAUAUGGACUGAUCGGUUUUUUUCGACAAAGUAUUGUAAGUAAAACCAUAAAAACACUGAUAAAGGGGUAAGUGUCUAAGGAGACUGUGGUGCUGCGUCGGUGGAAGAGUAUAACAGGGUAAUGUAGUAUUAUGAACUGAGUUGAUAACGUAGAUUAGCCUCCGUGAAGAGUUUUCGAAGCAGACGUUUCGAGUUAGCCCUUCGCCAUUCGCUCAGACGAAGGGCUAACACUCAAAGUCAGCUUCGAAACUUUUACGGUGGCCAAUUUACGUGAUCAAUUCGGUUGAUCCUACUAAAUUACCCAUAAAAACACUGAACUUUACAUGCAUUUGUUCCAGUUCACGUAUUUUUCAGUUAUGUUCAAUGUAAGUAUCAAAAAAAGUUUUCGCCUGCUUCUUUAUUUUAUUUUCUCUCUUUUUCUUCUGUAAGGUUGUAACUUGCUUAAUCCGUAAAGAAAUCUUGCAAACAUUGACUUAUGAUUGUUCACAGGCAACAGCCAACCAUAGAGCGCGUACAGUAGAUUUUAAUUCAUUUCACACUUCCUAUAAAUUAUGUUAACAGACUACCCUGAGCAGUACUACAUUAACUAUCAGUUGCUCAGUACUUGCUGAAUCCUGACGUCGCUUGGUUUUCUCGCUAAAACCUAAUUGGUUGCUUUCUUCGAUUCAUGUGAGCAUGUUAUUUAAAUGUUGGGCUAAUAUUCACGCUUUGUAUUACUUUAUCGGCAGUUUAUGAGACGGUACAAAUGGACAUUAAAGUGGAAUGGACCUCAGAAGUCCGAAAGCAUUACCAAAACAAUGCUACGCUCAACAGCUUCCUUGGUCAGCAGAUUAAAUCAGAGGUUAGAUCUUAUCUAGAUGGUAAACAUUGCAAUAAGCACCUUAUUCGAUGGACAUUUUGCGAGCUGCCCAUUAUUUUUCCGAGCCUUGUAGGGGCGAGGAAAAAUAUGAGCAAUGAGCUCGUAUUGUAUGUUAAACCAUCAAAUAAGGGAUUUAUUAUUCCACUAUUGUUUCAGUUUUUACUGUCUUGAUUUUUCUUUAGUAUGCGAAAUACAUUGUACGGCCUUAUCUCUGCAUCGUAUCGAUUGCAUAAGGAGUACGUGAAAGACGAAAACAACACGAACAAAACCAUUACAGUGUUCUUAGUUACCAACGAAAAAAAUCUCUCGUGCUUUUAAGUCCCUUUCUUUAAAAGUGGAGCCUAAAAAACGAAUUAAAAUUCAAAAUUUAGAUCGCUCAGUGCAGCCAUUUUGUUGCUCCGGAUUUUUGGUCUGCUCUACAGUGUAAUACCGCCGCAUGUUUUGCGCGUUCUUGUGACCUUAUUUGGUAAAAUUAUAUUGAAAUGAAGUGAUGAAUAUUUAUAUGUGAUAUUCUUGUAGGUGGGAAACUUUUCCUCAAAGCUACAGGAUAUGAGAGUGUCAGUUAUUCGCACAGUUUGGAAAGUGGAUGUUGAGUGAGUAUUCAAGAGAUUUUUGGUGAAUUGAAUGUACAUUUACUACUUUUUUUUUACAUACACUCUCGCCGUUCGGGUUAGAAGAUUUUCUUUUGCCCGAACCGACGCAAGGGACUGAAUUAGUCAAAAUAAUUUGGUUUUAUUAACUGAGUUGAUAAUGUAACUUGACCACCGUAGAGAGAUUUUAAGGCUGACGUUUCGAGCACUAUUAUAAUUAUUUUUAAUAUUGUUAUUAUUAAUAUCAUGGUUAUCAUUAUUAUUAUUUAUUACUAAGUUAAACCCGUUGUCAUAGAAAACUAGAGGACCGUGGUUCGCUCUGACGAAAGGCUAACUUUAAAUUCGAAGCGUCAGCUUUAAAAUCUCUCUAUGGUGGCCAAUUCAGUUGAUAAAACCAAAUCAUCUUGUUCUACCCCCACUGACCUGACACGAAAAUUUUUUUAGACAUUUACCCCCUUAAUUCAUUAUUAUUUAGUCAGUCUGGUAAGCAUAAAUUUGGCUAAGGUCGUCGAUACGUCAAUCAAUUCCAUUGACAAGAAACCUUUCUACUCUCAACAGUAAGAUUACAAUACAAGAUCCUUCAACUGUUACUUCUAAAUUUAAACUAUCAAAUUUAUCUUUGAUUUGCUAUUCAAUAAUUUCAAACUCGGCCAGUGUAGUACGCUUACCACGCCAUCCAUGGCACCUAUGGAAACAACUCAAUAUUAAUUGCGCUUUCGUUCUUUAGGGUCAUUAUGAAUCUUUUUAUCAAUGCGACGACGACAGAAGGAGAUCCGUCAGAUGAAAUAGAAAAAGGAAUCCUGAGGAUGGCAGACUCAAAAAAGUUUGGUGUGCUUCCUAUUAAAAGCGUCACUAUUUUAGGUAUGCCUUUUACUUCCUCUUUUUACAGUGAUAUCAUGAACAUGGAAUACAAAGUUUCUUCACGCCUCUCGCACAAAUCACCUAGGGCCGGUUAUUUAAACAGAUUUUAGCUGUUGUUUACCAAAACCGCGUUCCAAGCCAUCUUCAAUUUAACCGAACCAUUUAUCUGAACAUUGAUUUUUGUGAACAGAGUCAACCCUCUGAUAGUGAAUCUCUGAGGAUUUGGGUUACACCUUGUAUAAAUAACCGGCCCUUAUAGUUUGAUGAUGAGGUCAAAGAAGUAAAGUCUGCACCCUGACGAAACUGCCCUUCUACCUGGAACUUAUCCUGGUUUCUGUUGCGGGAAGAGACUAGAUAGAAUGCAAGUCCAUUACACAUUACAGCCCCCCCCUCCCUUCCCCAGUCCACCGUCAGGACUCCUUGAAAGUUUGCUGAUACCCAUCUAUACUCCUGGGUGGAGAGAGGCAUGGUGAAGAGUAAAGUGUCUUGCCUUAUAAUACAACACGAUAAGACGGCCGGGACUUGAACCCGAACUUCUCAACUCAGACUUCAGCACGCAAACCGUCAAUCCAGCGCGGAUUGCGAAGUCUAACAGACAGAUAAAAUGACAAAACUAUUUCUAAUUAUGCCGCAGAUUUACCUCCGCCACCCCCGACAAACUUGAGACUUGAUGACAUCCAAGCUAAAGAAGCCACCAUCACGUGGCAGCCACCACACCACCCUGAAGUGUACGAAGUCAGUGGGUUCACUGUGCAGAUGAAAAAGGUUCUAGGUGGAACUGGAUAUGUCACUGAAAUGUCUGUGGGCGCUGAUCUCACCAAAGCGCAACUGACUAAGCUCGAACCUGAUACCGAGUACCUGGUACGAGUUACGGCACAUAGGGAUAAAAGUGGAAAAAUCGGGUUGUCGCAGCCAUUAGAAAUGACUACCGAGAAAGGUGCGUAGUUAAGGGUUUGUAUCGAGCUUUUGAUUUAACAUUGUUAAUCGUUGUUACUGUUGUUAUUGUUGUGGUCGUUCUUAUACGAGUUUUUUUUUUCUUACACUUAGCCAUACUGCUGCCACACUUCUAAUCCCCUUUCUGAAACAUUCUUAGCUCAGUUACUGGGUUCCCACAGUGUCAGGAGUAUUUUUCUUUCAAUAAAUGCAAUUAAUACUUCACUGUCUCUCUUUUGAGGUGCCUCUUGAAACAAUUUCAUAGAUCAGUUAAAGCCCUGUUUAAUUCUUUUUUGACUCUACUGCUUUGCUCGCCUUGCAGGCACACAAGUUGUCGCCAUAGUCGUUGGUAUACUUGCAGCAGUUCUUGUACUAGUCGCGGUGGUGGUUGCUGUUGUGUUUUAUCGUAAACGUCAAUUUCCCCCUCGAGACGAAGAAAGAAGGUUUACCUUAGAUGAGGUUUGUGUGCCUCUAUUUUUAACGUCUGUAAUCCUUGUAUUCCUUGCGUCUAUAUCUUCAAAUCUUGUGUUAAGCCUUUGACGAGGAAUUUAUUUCGACGUGACGGUUGAUUUUCCAUCGCCGUUUGAGACAUUCGUUAAUUGCAUGAAAUUGGACAACUGUUUCCAAUGAAGUAAAAUCUACGGAAACUCAAAACGUUAACUCUACAGAAACAUCUCAAAAAGCUUCUAGGAUGUCAUUUUCGUUCUUUGUUUGUGUGUGUGUGUGUCUUUUUUCUUUUGGUCAUACUCCUUUAUUUGCCUUGAUUUCAUGAGUCUGACAUAGUCACUAUAGUCCCUGCUCUGUUAAUAAUGUUUUUAACUUGUUUAGUUACAACUAAGGCAAGGGAGAAGAACCUACGGUCCUGCUGGUGACACAAACCCUUACGAGUUUAAUGCGCAACACCUCCACUUGGUUCCAGAGAACUUCCAUCGAAAUUGGCCUGAAAUCCCGCGGGAUUACCUCAAGAUUGGAGACGAACUUGGCGCUGGAGCUUUUGGUGUCGUAAAGAAAGGAUUUCUAAUGCGAAACAAUAAAGUCAUUGAAUGCGCUGUAAAGAUGUUAAAAAGUAAGUUCUUUAUAUAAGGUUACGUCUACAAUAUAAGGCUUUUUGUAAAUAUAUCACUUUGACUACUGCGUGAACAAAAAAAUGGCAGUAUGUAAGCUGAUGUGAAAUAAUUUUUUACACAUUUUUAAUGAAAAUGCUUUUCUAUUUACCCAAAAACAAAAACAGUAAAGUCUGGAUUGUUUCUCCUCAAACUUGCUGAAGAGAGAUUCGUUUCAAAGCUAUUUUGAUGUCGAACUCCCCAUACUAAUAAACCCUUCUCUCCCAAGAUCUCAUCAGCAAUUCUCCUUACUAUCUGUCAUACAAUUCUUAUGAUGUUAGUUCUGAGAAUUUGAUAUUAGAUCAGCUAAUUGAUGUUUCUCUUUUUUUUCUUACUUUUUGUAUACUUGAUAUUGUAUUGGCACUGUGAGGAGAAAUUCUGUCUUGGUCACUCACGGUAGUUAAGGGUUAACUUUUUUUAAUUAUUCCGCCAGAACACGGAACUGAACUAGAGUUACGAGAUUUGUUCAACGAGCUUAACAUCAUGGCUUCUGUCGGAAAUCAUCCGAACGUGGUGAGCUUGAUUGGAGCAUGCUCAGACGAUGGUAAGAAUCAUCGCUUCGCAAGAUUACAUCACCUACCCCUCCCCUAACUCAACAACAGUUAAUUGACAACAAGUUAAGGUUAAUGUUGGGUUAGGGGAGGGGUAGGUGGGCAGUUGCCCAGAUACUGAUAUCGAUCCACGCGUCCAGGGUUUAAUGUGGUAUGCUCCAGAAAGAAUAUUACUAUGAGCUGUAUUAUACACACAUUUUGAUUCGUUAUUAUUUAACAUCUAGUUGAGGGCAGACGAAUAGAUGUUGUCACCAUUAACAACAUUUUGUUUUUUUUUAUCAUAUUAAACAAAUAGAUUUCACUUUACCUUGGGUCUGUAAUAGAUUAAUAAUAAUUAAUAAUUCUGUAAUAGAUUACAGAAGACAUCAAAAUGUGACAAGAAUAUCAGUGACACACACGGCUGCACCACGUGUGCCCCUUUUUUUGUUCUAACCACAUUUUGACAUCAUUUGUGAUCUUUUACCUAACAACAUGGAAUCUGAUUGUCAGGUAACGCCCUCAUCGACACUUGUAGUCAAAUAAUAUACCAAAGUGCCUGAAUAGUGGUAGUAGAUCCCAAUAUGAUGCUUAUAUAAUGACAACAUUUCGGUGUACAUACCAGGGAAAAGACAAUGAGAUUCUAUUUCAAUGCUCCCUGACGCCAUCAUCCUGUCGUUUGGCUGUGGUUCGCUAUAUAUGGAGGCAAAGAGAGAAAGUAGGUUUGUGAUGGAAGCUCCUUUAAGACCAAAAAAAAGCCGUUGGGUAGAACCUUUUUUGCGCAAUCGGUCAAGGGGUAAACGUAGUCCUCACUUCCGGAUGUCGCAUCGUUUGUUUCUUCCACAGGUCCUCUGUGGGUCGUAGUUAAGUUUGCUGAAAACGGCUGCUUGCUGGAUUACCUUCGGAAGCACAGAGAAGAGAACUACAAAGACCCUAAUUACGUCAACGUAAAAAACAAGGAUACUGAGCAGGAGGAGUCCAAAGGAAUAACCAAUGCUGAAAAAACUCGCUUCGCGUACGGCAUUGCGAAGGGAAUGAAUCACUUGGCAAAAAUGAAGGUAGGAAAACCACCAUGAUAAGAUUCGUUAGCAUUCCAUUUGAGUCACAAAGUUUUAUCAGUUGGUAAUUUAUUUGGUGUAUUUUUGAAGCCUUUUUUAAGAGGGAGAAGCGAAUUUAAGAGUGGUCUGGCAAUUUCUCUUUUCUUUACCCCUUCUGUAGAUUUUUUAAGGCUUUUGUCUUGCUACAAUAAAGUUCUGCUACAGAAACGACAACAUAGAUUCAGGGAAGAAAAGAAUGCAAAUAGAUACGGGUCCACCAUGGAUUCCUAACGUUUUUCUGCAAACAAAAAUUUAAUUCCCCAAACAAAUGUCCUCAAUGUAACCUCUUCGAGUCAACCGCUCUGAGGAAUUGCGGUAGUAGGUUAAUCACUCUUCGUAAAGCAAGUGAUAAAGGCGUCCUAGCUUCAAAACCAAGGCUCGUUGAAGUUGAAAUUAUGAAGUUGUAUGUUGAACCUGUUAGUCUUUCAGGAUUCCUCUUUCUACAUUUUCCUGGUACAAGGAGUGUCAUCUUCUCGGGGCUCAAUGAAAAUAAAACUCGAAAAUUUUCGUAGAUAAAAGAUAUCCUUUGAAUUUUCUCUUUAGUGUAUACAUCGGGACCUUGCCUGCAGAAACGUGCUUUUAGGAAAGAACCGCAUACCGAUGGUGGCAGACUUCGGACUCGCUCGUGAUAUCUAUGAAAGUGGGAUGUACGAAACUACAACCGGGGUAAGACCCGAUGUUCAUUCAUCUCCAAAUAUGACCUCCAUGCAUCUUACUUACUAAACUGAUGUUGUCUAAUCUUGCAGUUGUAUUUUACAAUAUACACUAAACAUAUGGUCCAGAGGGAAACGGUUGGUUUUGUUUUCCCGAGAGUCCUGAUGUUUCCCGAGACGAAACAUCAGGACAAAAUAAAAUAGCAUAAAUAAUACCAAGACAUAAAUAACUAGUUAGUUUCCCGAGAGAUCAUACCUUAAGUGCUUUGUUAUAUAUUUAGACUUUCCCUUAAACAAUCAUAUAGCAAAAACAUGCUGUUGUAUUCGGCGCGCGGGCAACAACUGCGCAAUUGUAUCCCAGUCGGGAUACCUUUGAAUUAUUUGAUCAGGGGCACGUGACCAAGAAUAAAUUAAUCGCAGUGCUCGUUUUGCUGAGUAAAAGUCUAGGUACAUAACAAUGUGUGAUAAAAGUAAAUGAAUUUAUCAACUGCUUUGAUUUGUAGACCUUGGCAUGUAACUGGUGCGAGUUAAUUCCGCACACAGGUAUUCUGUGUCCUAAAAGAGUUGAAUGUAGUUUCAAGUUAUUUUAGAAUUAUCUUUUACCUAAUGCAGGGUAAACUUCCGGUCAGGUGGAUGGCUUUGGAAUCACUGCAAGACUACUCCUAUACUUCUGAGAGUGAUGUGUAAGUAUUUUAUGGCUAAAAGCUAUACAGACUGCUAUCUUCCUGAGAGAUAAAACUUCGUUCAUUUUUCACAAGCGAGGCACAGAAAAAAAAAAAAAAUGAAUCUGCCAAGAGACAUAGAACAUCACGCUUACGGAUUUCGCAAUGCAAUGCUCUACCAUUGUGCUAAAGUGAGUGGUAAGCUAAGUGGUACUUCACGCAGUAAUUCCAUGUGUAACACUGACCGACAAUAAUUUCAAAAGUGUCGUGUUUGUGUAAACCAAUAACGACGUUUGAUAAACUAUUUAUUUGUUUUUUUUAAACCAGAUGGGCAUACGGUGUUGUUUUGUGGGAGAUUGAAACUGGUGGUGAGUUGCAUUGGCUUCUUGAUUAUGGCUAACCCUUUACACCAUAAUAUCAGUAUGCAUUUUCUCCACACUUUUCUUUUUACAUUUCCUGAGAUGCUGACAAGGAGAAUUUGUUUGCCAAUCAAAAGGUUCCUUCCCUGGUGAUCAUUUCCUCUUUCCUCACGACCUUAAUGUGUGAUUCAGAAAGUGAUAUUGUAGGGAGAAAUUAGAUACUAGUCACUCUUAGGGUUUAAAGUUUUUUUUAUCUUUUUCUUGUCAAUUGUUGCAUUGGCUUUCUAAGUUUUUUAUGUUUUUUUGUUUUGAUUUUGUUUUGUUUUUUAUUUGUUUGUUUGUUUUAAAUAUCAGUCUCUCAAAUUUACUCUCAGUCCUUAUAAAGAUACCUCAAAACAAAUUUAAAAUCUUCUUUUUUUUUUGCCUUUUGUCUGUCUCUUUUGAAGCCAAUGUCCCGUAUGCUGCUUUGGGAGGACAGGAGAUUGUUGAAGCUUUGAGAAGAGGAGAAAGGUUGUCAAGACCUGAGAGAUGCACUGAUGAAAUGUACGUGAAAUAACAUUUGUGAGGAAUUCUGCUGUUUUCUUUUAACUCCCUCCAAUAUAAACUGGAAUCGCUGAAAGCUAGACCUUAAUAGUUAAAUAACUAAAGGACGCAAAGGUGUCAUCACUUGUGGUGACCGCUGGAUGGUUAGUCUGCCUCCAGCCUCUCAUUAGCGCUGCGGUACGCGCGGCCAAGCCAGCCAGAAUUGAUUGGGUGAGUGAAACGAGUGUACGAUGAGUCUGUUAGCAGUCUGGCACUAAAAUUGAGUAUAAGACUCUCACGCGUUCGCAUCUUUUGCCAGCUCGUACCUGCGUGCUUCACAGCUUCUGUCCCAGGCCCAUUUAGAGUCUGGUUGCAGGCUCCUUGCCGGUCAGCUGGCUGGCUGACUGAGUAGACUACCAAGACUAAGAGAGAUUUUUUUCUCGUCGGACUUAGUCAGCCUGGCUGUCCAUGGCUGCUAACUGCUAACUUAAUGGGCCAGUUAACACUUAUUCUUAGAGGAGGCUAGUGACUUGAGAGCAUGCUUUUUUCUGUAAUAUUCCUGGGUAGCUGACGUCACCUUUCCUGUAAUCGUUAAAUCUUAAUGGUAGGAAUAUUAAAGAAAAUUAUAUUUUCAUAAUAAUGGGAGAGUUGUAAUGGUUCAUUUUCUCCCGGCUAAUCUCAAACUCUUGAUGUAACUGAGUGUUAUUAAGUUAUUAGGCACAAUUUGAGGUUGUGAUUGGCAUCUCUGGUGUGACUGUCACAAAAUCGAAUGAAGAUCGAUUCUGUUUUUAUCAGGCUUACGUCUAUGCUUUUCGUUCAUUUUAAAAUAAUUUUAACUUAUUUCAAUUGCUUUUCAGAUAUGAAAUCAUGACAAAUUGCUGGCACGCUGACCCAAAGGAAAGGCCAACUUUCGAAGAUAUUGUUAAGCUCACCGAAAGAAUGUUAUUGGAGGAUUCUGUAAGUCAUAAUUAUAGAGCAUGCGCACGUAUGAGCGUAUGAACCUGAAAAGUUACUCAAUUUAUGAGCAAAGUUUCACGUAAAAAUCUUUGACCUUGAUUUUGAGAUUACUUCAUUAAUAGCUGAAAUGUGGCAGCGGCAAACUUAAGGAUUAAUUGUUAUGAGUACUUAUCCCAUUUCAAUAUCCGCGCUAUUUCAUCGAUUUGGUUGUUUUUGAGUAACAGUUAAUUAUCGUAUCAUAGCUUAUCGUUCUACUUCUUCUCAGUGUUCCCUUGUAGAUUCACGUCUUUCCCUUUUCCUCGACUCCCGUCCAAAAACCAUUUUGUGUUACUGCGUUUUUUUGUUGUUGUUGGUUUUUUUUUCGUUUGUAGUACGUUGCCUGUUAAACACCUCAUUGCCUGUUGUUAUUGUUUCGUAGGACUACUUGGAGCUCGAAGACGAAAUGGCAGAGGAAGGAGACGAAGAAGAAGACGAUACUCCUUAUGACGAAACAUCCUUCCGUCGAAUACCAGAAGAAUUUUUGUCCGAUCCUGAAACAGCAACGCAGAGCUCACAACCAGUCCUGGAGCCCGCGAGUCCCGUCCAGUUUGACGGACAACUUCCUUUAGACAAUGACCAAGAAGGGAAGGAUGAAGGAAAAGGAGAUAAAAAUACACAUUUUUAAUCUAAUCACGUAUGGCUUGAUAGCACAGUGUGGGGGUUAACAUCCUAACUCCCUGGACUCAUUAUCACAUUAGUUGUCAUAAUAAUAGAAAUAUAUUAUCUAGCCAGCAGUUUGCGAGAAUUGGCAAUCUAAUAAGUUCAGUAGAUGGUGUUUCCUUUAUAAAACACCUUAUUCUCUUAACAAAAUCUCUGAGGAAGUCUGUAACAACCAGGAGAGAAAACUAAGGACCAGGUCAAGGAAGUGUAAGGCUAAGAGUUAUCGUCACAUGACCCGCAAGGCCCCGCAUACGCUCCAUGUAAAAACACAAUGUAAACAUCCCCGUAUGAGGGCCGAAGGCGAUGGCGCGAGCAAGACCAGGAAAACCUUCCCGCCCUGUGUAUCCAAAUCUUAGGAAGGUGGACCAAGGGGAAGAUAUGGAAAAAUGCUUACUGACUGAUUCAGGUGGGGCCGGACGGGAAAAUAUCUGGUUCCAAGGUUCUCCUUUGCGAUGAUAGGACUUGUCGUUUUGACAAUAUGGGCUUCUAUGAUGACCUUCUCUCACGCACUCGAAACAUCAAAUACCGCAACGACAACAGUCCCUUUUGAGGACUACUUUCACACGGACGAUCAGCCAACACGUCCAAAGCACUGUUAUCGAGAGAGAAAUUACCAGAUCAUUUUCAACCCGAUGGUUUAAAUGUUGGAAAAGGGUUAAUAUUCCCUCUGUUACGCUUCAGCGCCUUGAUAAUUUUGUUUUCAGGAAACAUUUCUUUCUCAUCAGCUUCCUCACAACUUUCCAUGUUUAGCUUAAAUUGCCGCCGAAGUCUUAACCAGUAUU
Molecule: messenger RNA, 13130 nt
Organism: Pocillopora meandrina
Lineage: Eukaryota; Metazoa; Cnidaria; Anthozoa; Scleractinia; Pocilloporidae
Source: the annotation of a GenBank genome assembly